Cariama cristata (Red-legged seriema) is the source of this 648-nucleotide messenger RNA. RefSeq names its product hepatocyte nuclear factor 4-alpha-like. Gene Ontology annotation, biological process: cell differentiation; anatomical structure development; regulation of transcription by RNA polymerase II. NCBI's taxonomy places the organism in Eukaryota, Metazoa, Chordata, Aves, Cariamiformes, Cariamidae. The record is from RefSeq and is a predicted model, not a curated record. Gene Ontology annotation, molecular function: zinc ion binding; RNA polymerase II cis-regulatory region sequence-specific DNA binding; nuclear receptor activity. The coding region runs from base 1 to 648 and encodes 215 amino acids. The transcript has 5 exons.
AUGAGACUCUCGGAACCAAUGUUAGACAUGGAAAUGGCAAACUACAGUGAAGUUUUAGAUCCGACGUAUACGGCACUGGAGUUCGAAACGAUGCAGAUUCUGUACAAUGGCAGUGACAGUUCAGGAGAAGCUGUCAACAUGAAUGCUGCUGACAACGGUGUCAGCGGUCUCUGUGCAAUAUGUGGAGACCGAGCAACCGGAAAACAUUACGGUGCUUCCAGCUGUGACGGAUGCAAGGGAUUCUUUAGGCGCAGUAUACGGAAAAAUCACGUCUAUACAUGCAGAUUCAACCGGCAAUGCAUUGUUGACAAGGACAAAAGGAAUCAAUGCAGAUAUUGUCGUUUAAAAAAGUGUUUUCGAGCAGGAAUGAAAAAAGAAGCUGUACAAAAUGAACGGGACAGGAUAAGUACGAGAAGAAACACUUUUGAUGGCUGCAACAUUCCCUCUAUUAGCACAUUGUCACAAGCUGAGACACUCUCCCGUCAGAUCUCAAUCUCCAGUCCUGGUGCUAGCACGGACAUAAAUGUUAAGAAAAUUGCUGGUAUUAGUGAUGUCUGUGAAUCUAUGAAGCAACAACUUCUAGUCCUGGUGGAAUGGGCUAAAUAUAUUCCAGGCUUCUGUGAAUUACCACUGGAUGACCAGGUAUAA